AUGCUCAUAAAUCAGGUUCUGCGAUAUGAAGGAAAUCUUCAUGAUGCAUGUUCAUUUGCAAUGAAAGCAGCACUUAGUGAAACAAAAGUUCCUGCUUUAAAAGUGGUUCAUGAUGAAGAGACGAAUGAAGUUUCAGUCGACGUUUGUGAUGAUCCAUAUGAAUAUGGUGUUCUUGAUGUAUCGAAAUUACCUUUACUGAUUACUGUUGGACAAAUAAAUGGAGUUCAUACUGUUGAUACAACAAUCAAAGAAGAUUCAGUUACUUUAGCAAGAAUAACUUACGGUAUAAUACCAUCCGGUUCUAUUGUUUAUAUGAAUAAAGAUGGUGGGGGUAGUCUCGAUUUACUAAAUAUCCGUUCCAUGACAAAAAUUGCUAGUGAGAUUGGACCACAACUGAAUGAAUUAUUAAUGAAAAAAGUUCAAUUAAGUAAAGACAAACAAGCUUCAUGGGGGCAUGCUAAUGAACGACUCCUUUUUGACGAUGAUAAUUUCGUCUGA
Messenger RNA from Rotaria socialis, 498 nucleotides. The record is from the annotation of a GenBank genome assembly. Lineage: Eukaryota; Metazoa; Rotifera; Eurotatoria; Philodinida; Philodinidae.